AUGGAGAGGGACCAGGGCCAGGUGUUAGAGCUGAACACUGAGCAAUCAUCUGUCCAACCUCAGAUACUGGCAGUAGCAGGCCAGGAGACAAAGCAUUGCAAUACUCUGGCAUUGGGGUUCUCUGAGCUGGGUCACCACAUCUUGCUAACCAGAAUUCUCCUUAUAGAGGAUGGCAUUCCUGCAGCAUUUACAAGCGCCAAGUCUAUAUUUAGCAGGAAGGCCCUGGUGAAGAUGCAGCCCCUGAAGGAUGUCGUGGGAAACGACACAUACAGAAUAAACAAUAAAUAUGAUGAAACUUAUCCUCCUCUCCCCAUGGAGGAAGUCAUGCAGCGGUCAGAGAUUGUUAUUGGACAAGAGGUGGAUUAUGACAUACUUGUCAACAACUGUGAGCAUUUUGUGACUUUGCUUCGCUAUGGAGAAGGAGUUUCAGAGCAGGCCAACCAAGCAAUAAGUACCAUUGGGUUUGUGACAGCUGCUGCUGGUGUCUUCUCACUCCUGGGCUUGUUUCCAAAAAGACAAAGAGCAAAAUACUAUUAACAAUUUACUGAAGAGAUAUUGGAACUGAAGGAAUUUGUGAGGAGGGAAAAGAAAACUGGGAAUACUUAUUUUCGAUGCAUCAUUAUUGUUCAAAAUUCCAGUGAUGGAUGGCAGCCUCUUUAAUAAAUUGCUUACUGAUGUUAUCUCA
Molecule: messenger RNA, 685 nt
Organism: Neofelis nebulosa (Clouded leopard)
Lineage: Eukaryota; Metazoa; Chordata; Mammalia; Carnivora; Felidae
Product: phospholipase A and acyltransferase 1-like
Exons: 3
Coding region: 1-537 (178 amino acids)
Biological process (GO): N-acylphosphatidylethanolamine metabolic process
Cellular component (GO): cytoplasm
Molecular function (GO): glycerophospholipid phospholipase A1 activity; A2-type glycerophospholipase activity
Source: RefSeq, a predicted model, not a curated record